ACCUGUGGUCUGUUGGUACUUGAUACCGCCGAUUGGUGAGGAGUUAGUUUGGCGAGGGAUGUUUCCCGUUUGAAUCUGGACCAAAAUAAUGCGGAUAGUGUCACCAUGAUGGGUUCUCUGAUGAAUUACCAGCGCACUGUAUUCAAUUUUCGAAGCAUUGUCAAUGGGAAGCCCUCGGUUGGGUCAAACCCUGGUGUUAUCAUUACAUGCGGCCUCCGAAGGAGCCCCAGAAAAAGUCUGUGGAGGUCGAGGGUUUUGUCCAAAGAAGCCAUUCAAGUGGUUCACUCCCUCAAGCUCGCCAAAUCUACUCCCAAAAUUCAACACCUUCUCCAAUCCAGACUCUCCAGGCUUCUCAAAGUUGACGUCUUGGACGUCUUCUCUGAGCUGCACAGACAAAAUGAAUUGGAUUUGUGCUUCCAGGUGUUCGACUUCGUUAGCAAGGAAGCAGGAUACGAGACAGAGUUGUCCCUCUACUCCGACAUGAUAUUGUUGCUGGGAAGAAAUCAGCUGAUUGGCAGGGCGGAGGAGCUGUUUUCUCAAGCCAUGGAGAAUGGAUUAAAACCUGAUACAAGGAUGUACACUGAGAUGAUUGGAGCUUAUUUACAGGUUGGCAUGACGGAAAAGGCAAUGGAGACGUACGGGCUAAUGAAGGCAUCAGGGUGUGCCCCGGAUAAGUUGACUUUCACAAUUCUGAUCAGAAACCUUGAGAAGGCUGGCCUGCAACACCUGGCUGCAACUUUGAAGGAUGAGUGCGUUGACUACGUGGACUCUCCUGAUAAAUUCAUUCAUGAACUCUAGCACAAGCAUCGACGCACUAACAUCAUUAGCACCUUCAUUCUCUUUCUUGCUCCUCCUCCAGAUUAGACUUAUAAUUUGCCCAUGUCUUCGGGCCAAAGGGAGAUCGAUUAUAUGGAAGUUUUCGAUGGUGAGCGAUGAUCUUACUUCUUGAUGGAGUGGUGAAUGUUAGGUGCGGCUUCAUUUACUUCCCCCUUUAACACAAGACCCCAUUGGAUGCCGGCUGGGAGCUUAAGAGCAAAUCAUCAUGAGAAAAACAAUGCCGGGUUUUUCUAGGAAUUGUCCUGGAUUUUUAAUGAGUUGAAUUAUUUUCUCACCCUUAAAUUCACUUUAUUUAUGAACUUCUGUCAUUGUAUUCCAAGAAGGUAUAGGUCACAUUUUGCA
Messenger RNA from Prosopis cineraria, 1179 nucleotides. Its product is annotated as protein THYLAKOID ASSEMBLY 8-like, chloroplastic. The coding region runs from base 106 to 798 and encodes 230 amino acids. The record is from RefSeq and is a predicted model, not a curated record. NCBI's taxonomy places the organism in Eukaryota, Viridiplantae, Streptophyta, Magnoliopsida, Fabales, Fabaceae. Gene Ontology annotation, biological process: Group II intron splicing; chloroplast organization. Gene Ontology annotation, molecular function: protein binding; RNA binding. The transcript is spliced from 3 exons.